UUGCGGAUUUUUCAAGGAUCUUCGAGGGUAGUUUUAUCGAAAAUUAUCUACUUUUAGCUAUUCGAUAUCGUAAUAAUAUUCUUGUUGGGGUGCUAAUUAUUGCUACUCUCUUGGAGAAGGUUACAAUGCCAUUGCCGUAUAUUUAUUAAAAGCCAAAUAUAAAUGCAUCAAUAAGUUACAAAGCCAACAACAGAAGAGUAACAAGAGAAAAGGAGGAGAACGAAGAGGAGCAAAGAGCCCUUCUCCUUCUCCUUCUCCUUCUCCUUCUUCCUCCUCGGCGAUUCUCGGGAUCGACCAUGGGUUCCGUGGCGUCCAAGCAAGUGGAGAGGAGGAAGGCUCUGUCGACGGAGAAGAAAGUCCUCUGCGAUCUCAACACGAGCUCCGGAUGUCAAUAUGCUGGGUGUGAUUACAAGCCUUCUGACCGGAAGAAUUGGAUGGGAGGCCUCAACCCUGAGAAGCUCCACAUCAACAAGAUCGUAUGGCCCGGGACCCAUGACUCCGCCACGAACCGCAUUGGCAUCCCCCUCAUCACCCGACCCUUCGCCCAAUGCCAAUCCCUCUCCAUCUACCAUCAGCUCGUCCUUGGGACCCGCGUAUUGGACAUCCGGAUCCAGGAGGACCGGAGGGUGUGCCACGGCAUCCUCGUGACCUAUAACUUUGAUGUUGUGGUCAAGGACAUCAAGCGGUUCCUGUCCGAGACUGAGUCCGAGGUUAUCAUCCUGGAGGUCCGGACCGAGUUCGGGCACAAGGACCCGCCCGACUUCGAUAAGUACCUGGUGGAACAGCUUGGCGAGUACCUGAUCCACCAGGAUGACCGGGUCUUUCAGAAGACGGUCUCGGAGGUCCUCCCCAAGAGGGUCAUAUGCGUGUGGAAGCCUAGGAACUCCGCCCACCCCAGGGGUGGGGAUCCGCUCUGGUCUGCGGGCUAUCUGAAGGAUAACUGGAUCGACACGGACCUGCCCUCCACGAAGUUCGAUAGCAACCUCAAGCACCUAGGGGAGCAGCCUCCCAUUUCAUCCCGGAAAUACUUCUAUCGGGUCGAGAACACAGUGACUCCCAAGGCGGACAACCCAAUCAUCUGCGUGAGACCUGUCACAAACCGAAUCCACGGGUACGCCCGGCUCUUCAUUUCCCAAUGCUUCGCAAAGGGGUGUGCCGAUCGGCUCCAGGUCCUCUCGACAGAUUUCAUAGACGAGGACUUCGUCGAAGCUUGUGUGGGGCUCACGCAUGCUAGGAUUGAAGGGAAGGCUUAAGAAUUUUAAUUACGGCUCGUCAUUGUUUUGUGCAUUCUCCUCGUUUCUUGUAUAUUUCUCUAUACUAUGUGGAAUUGUCUUGCUUUUGCCAUCUGCUUAAUACACUUUCAGCACUACGACAAACUUUGAUCCUAAGGCAUUUGUUUGUGCAAUCCAUUGAGAUGUAAAAAGAGCUUGUGUUGUGUGGCAAUAAGAUUGAGGAUGUUCGGUUUCGAUGUA
Punica granatum (pomegranate) is the source of this 1472-nucleotide messenger RNA. The record is from RefSeq and is a predicted model, not a curated record. NCBI's taxonomy places the organism in Eukaryota, Viridiplantae, Streptophyta, Magnoliopsida, Myrtales, Lythraceae.